AUCAGGUGCGUCGCUCCCAGCUUAGGGAAGAAGCAGAUGAUAUGGCAGCUUAGAGCGACCAGGUGGAACUAGCUUGGUUGGAUGUUGGUGUCUGCGGAGCCGCGGACUCAGCCGGACCCCUGGAAAUGAUUUACCUGAUCCUGAUCUCCGCACUGUGCGGGGCCGCCGUCACGCUGCUCUUACAGUUCUUGUUGAUAUACAGGAGGAGCCCAGAGCCCUUAGAUAGGAGCGUUCAGUAUGUCAAAGUAGUGCCCGAUAACGCACUAAAAGAUUACUUUAAUGCCGGCCGGGCCGAACCGAGCCAGCAGGACGGCGGAGCGGCAGCAGCAUCCAAACCGCAGGAGGCAACCUUCAGCCGGCAGCAGGAAGCGGCUGUGACCGGCGGCAGCCCGAAGCAGCAGCAGCAGCUCAACAGCGAGCUGCUGGAUGCUGGGAGGACAGAAACAUGCAAUUUCCUCAAUGCCAUCUUCCUGUUUCUGUUCAGAGAGCUGAGGGACACCCCGGCGGUCCGCCACUGGAUGACCAAAAAGAUCAAGGUGGAGUUUGAGGAGCUGCUGCAGACUAAGACGGCGGGUCGCCUCCUGGAGGGGCUCAGCCUGAGGGACAUCUCCCUGGGGAACUCUCUGCCGGUCUUCAAGGCGGCCAGGCUCCUCAAACCGGCGCAGCUGGACGACGACGGGAUGCCGGAGGAGCUCAACUUCGAGGUGGACAUCGAGUACAAUGGCGGCUUCCAUCUGGCCAUCGACGUGGACCUGGUGUUCGGCAAGUCCGCCUACCUGUUCGUCAAGAUGCGGCGCGUGGUGGGCAGGCUCCGGCUGCAGUUCACGCGCAUGCCCUUCUCCCAUUGGUCCUUCUCCUUCCUGGAGGACCCGCUGGUGGAUUUUGAGGUGAAGUCUCAGUUUGAAGGGAGGCCGCUGCCUCAGCUGACCUCCUUCAUAGUCAACCAGCUGAAACGGGUCAUCAAGAAGAAGCACACCCUGCCCAACUACAAGAUCAGAUACAAGCCCUUCUUUCCAUUCCAAGUGCAGCCUCCGCCGGGUUCAGCCUGUGACUUGGACCUGUCUGUCCAGGACAGCCGGCUGGUGGAAGGAAAACUCAGAGUCACUCUCAUCGAAUGCAGCAGGCUCUUCAUCCUGGGCUCCUACGACAGAGAAACCUACGUCCACUGCACCCUGGAGCUGAGCAGCCAGCGGUGGAAGGAGAAGACGCGCAGCUCCAUCAAACGGACGGAGGUUAUCAAGGGACCAUGUGGCAGUGUGGGGAUGACAUUUAGGCACAUUCCUGCCUGUGAAGGGGAUGCAGUUUAUGUCAGCAUAGAGACAGUAAUCCCCAACUCCCCCGCAGCCCUGGCUGACCUCCAGAGGGGUGAUCGCCUGAUUGCUAUUGGAGGUGUCAAAGUAACAUCUUCAGUUCAAGUACCAAAACUGUUGAAACAAGCAGGAGAAAGGGUGGUGGUUCUAUAUGAGAGACCGGUUCGUCAUCAGGCCCCAACCUCUGGAGCACUACAAGAGGGAUUGGGUCCGCUGGAGGAGCCAGGCUUCGUAGCACAGCCAUCAGGAUACGAGGAGGACCCGGCUCCAAUUACUACUCUUUCUGACGUAUCUGACAGCAAAGACAUGGACUCUGAGUUCGAGGAGUUGCUCCUGGACUCCAAAGUCAGCCAGCCUAGUGGACCCAACAUCAGUACCACUAAUAUUAGUGACACAAAGGAGGAUUUUUUACUUGCUGUUAACCAAAGUCCUAAAAGAACCGUGGCGAAUUUGGCAUCCAAGCCACUCGGUACCAUCUCGCCCAUCCUAAACCGAAAGUUGAACCUUGUUGGUCUCCAGUCUCCAUUGAAGCCCCAGCCCAAAGAAUCAGCCAAAGCAUCACCGCAUAAAACUGGUAUUGAACCUAGUGAGAGUCUGAAUCGGCCAACUGUCCUUCCUCCCCCUCCUCCCUCACGUCCCCCGGUGCCACCGAGACCACAGAUCAGAUUGACAUCGGCGUCCUCAGAAACCAGUCUUCUUGAAAGCGUUGAUUCCAUUUCAAAUGCCGUUGUGAUUCCUGCUCCUACAAUGGUUGCCUCCGCCGGUAUUUCUGAAAAAUCUACAGAGAAGGUUCCAGUUUGUGGAGCCACUGAGGAUAAGAGCGGCACGGAUAAAACGUGUACGAAACAAUCUGAAGGAAAACCGUUUACAAAGGCUGCAGAAUCAAGCGACGAGACGCUCAGUUCUUACUCUGUUACCGGCAGCAAGGGAGAUCAAUCAAAAGACAAAGUUUCAGAAAGCUCCUUUAGUACAAGAGACAGUCUGGAUGACCACUGCCUCUGGGAAUCCCCAGAAACGAUGUUUGGCAAACAUACGGCACGCUGGUCCAAGGCCUCUGUGGUGUUUGAUGUGGAGAGUAACCACAAGUAUCUCAAUGUGGCCCUUUGGUGCAAAGAUCCCUUUAAGCUAGGCAGUUUGUUGUGUCUGGGCCAUGCCAGCCUCCCAUUGGAGCAUAUAGCUCUGGAAUGUAUGGCCACAUCUUCCGCUGAGUACCAGAGCACCUUUAGGUUGGGGGCUCCUGAGCCGAAAGCAAAUGUCAGCCGCACCGCACUACGCAACCUUAGUACCCACAAGGGUUUUAAUGAGAAACUGUGUUACGGAGACGUUACCUUAAACUUCUGUUACUUGGCAGAGGGGGAGUUGGAGUAUCCAGUAGGGUCAGUCGAACGGGAGCGAGAGGGCAGCCUCUAUGAUGAGGAUCUGAGGGAGAGAGAACCUGUUCCCUCUGUGCCGCGUGACGACUUGGCUUAUAGCCCCUUGCAGUCAACAGAAGUCCGUCACAACUUCCAGGACACCCAGUUCCAGAACCCUACCUGGUGUGAAUACUGCAAAAAGAAGGUGUGGACUAAGGCGGCCUCGCAGUGUAUCAUUUGCUCCUAUGUUUGCCAUAAAAAGUGCCAGGAUAAGUGCCUUGCUGAAAGUCCUCUCUGUGUGGCGACGGCCGAACGUCGUGGUGCAGACCCCGAAGCUAAAUCCACCAUAAACCGGGCAACAGGGUUAACACGACACAUAAUCAAUACCAGCUCGCGUCUGCUCAACCUCCGUCAGGCGCCCAAGACUCGACUUGAGCAGGUAACCGACGUGGUGCCUGGGACUGUGGAGCCUUCGCCCAAGCAAACCCCCAACACAUCCGACAAUGAGAGCAGCGAUACGGAGACCUACACCAGCGGGGCGAGCCCGUCCAAACUGCCCCCCGGCAGCAGUAAACUGAUACGGAAAGAGGGUGGCUUGGAUGACAGCGUCUUCAUUGCUGUCAAGGAGAUAGGCCGCGACCUGUACCGAGGCCUGCCCACAGAUGAGCGCUCACAGAAGCUGGAGCUAAUGUUGGACAAACUACAGCAAGAGAUCGACCAGGAGCUGGAGCACAACAACUCCCUCAUGAACGAGGAGAAGGAGACUACAGACGCCCGGCGAAAGGCUCUGAUCAGCACUGCCCUGGCCAAGUCGGGGGAGAGACUUCAGGCACUGACGCUUCUAAUGAUCCACUACCGGGCUGGCAUUGAGGACUUGGAGAUGGUGGAGAGCAUGUCUCCUUCAGAGCAGCAAGGCUUGAAGAGCAAAGCAGAGAGUCUGGAGGAAGAAGUCCUGAUGGGACCGGAGGUGUACGACAGCGACACCUGCAGCCCUGUGGAAGUGCAGCUGCUGGACGACAUCAGCGAGGAGCAAAUCUGCGUGGAGGCGCUCCAUUAGCGCGUUAAAAUAUUGCUUUGGACUCUUCAGCGAAAUAAUGUCCCAUUAAGGACCUGACCUAGUCCACCUUAAACACGCAGUUUAAUGUCUUCUCAUUUGCACCUUUUUGUUUGCAUUUUAUAAAAGUCAAUGAAAUGAUGGUUUGGGGAACUUGUUCCUAAUCUUUUUAUUUGCACAGAAUGACGCCGUUCUAAGACCAGGACGUAUAAAUCUCUGCUGUCCAUGUUGCUCAUCACCCCUAUAAUGUGCUGAGUGUUUGUCGUCCGUUUCUUUGGUUCUGGUUUUCAUCUUCCUGCUUUGGUUGAAGGUUUUGCAGAAUUUGCACUUUUUUUCUGAACAUCUGGAACGACUGGUUCCCUGUGAGGAGUUAACCUUCAGAAACAGGCUAAAUGACCUGAAAUGUAAAACGUUUGUAAAAAGUCAUCCUUGAUUCUUGCUUUAAAGUUAUUUCUAUUGAUAAUUCUAAGAGUUUUUUUUUGUUGUUGACAUAUUUAUGUGUCUUUUCCUUUAAAUACACUCAAAUUUAUUUUGUGAA
Molecule: messenger RNA, 4254 nt
Organism: Cyprinodon tularosa
Lineage: Eukaryota; Metazoa; Chordata; Actinopteri; Cyprinodontiformes; Cyprinodontidae
Gene: pdzd8
Product: PDZ domain containing 8
Exons: 5
Coding region: 126-3719 (1197 amino acids)
Biological process (GO): mitochondrial calcium ion homeostasis
Cellular component (GO): mitochondria-associated endoplasmic reticulum membrane contact site
Molecular function (GO): lipid binding; protein binding
Source: RefSeq, a predicted model, not a curated record